AUGCGGUCCGGGUCGCCGGAGUAGCGGGUUCCUACCAAGCGUUGUUUCGGAACUCGGCCUCGGAAGCAUGCCCUGAUUGGCUUGCUCUGGAGGCGGGGACAGGACUCAUUUGAGUCUAGGACCACUUCCUGAGACGCGAGGCAGGAAGUUAUCUGGUCUCUCUGGAGUCCUGUGGAGAAAGUGCUGUCUGCUGCAGUGGUGGCGGCGAGAACUGGAGGUGGGUCGGGAGACUGGCCGUUCGGUCUCGCCGCAGCCAAGGACCCGUUUCCAUCGUAGCACCACGGCCCUCUCCUCCAGCCCCGAGCCCGGCGCGGCUGCCCGGGGGGCUCUUUCAGGCUCCUUGACGCAGCUCCAAGAGGCGCCUAUCUGGGCAUCGCCUGGGCCUCCAGCCAGGGGACUGACUCCCGGCUUCAGCUCUCCGGGCCACUGUAAGAAGUGCUCUUAUCACCCCUCGCCCUGUCCUCCUCCUCCCUGAACCAUCGAGACCCUGGUCCAGAGCGAUAGCCUUGGACCUGGGACUAGGCGGAUCCAAGACGCUCAGCCCCGGCACUCCACAGACGGGGCUCUGCAUCGUCUCUGAUAUGUCACCCACCAUCUCCCACAAGGACAACAGUCGGCAACGACGACCAGGGACUUUCAACCACUCUCUGGAUAUGAAGAGCGGUCCUCUGCCGCCCGGCGGCUGGGAUGACAGUCACCAGGAAUUGGUGGGCGGGGAAGGGGACAAAGAAGCUCUGCGGGAUACCGGCACUGGUGACUUCUCAAAAGCCCCACGGAGUUGCCGGGCCGAAUUAAGCAGCAUUCUGCUGUUGCUUUUUCUUUACGUGCUUCAGGGCAUUCCACUGGGCCUGGCGGGAAGCAUCCCACUCAUUUUGCAGAGCAAAAAUGUUAGCUAUACAGAUCAAGCUUUCUUCAGUUUCGUCUUUUGGCCCUUCAGUCUCAAAUUGCUCUGGGCCCCGUUGGUUGAUGCAGUUUACUUUAGGAACUUUGGUCGUCGCAAAUCUUGGCUUGUCCCUACACAGUAUAUACUGGGACUGUUCAUGAUAUAUUUAUCCACUCAAGUGGACCGAUUGCUCGGGAACACUGAUGGUAGAACCCCCGAUGUGAUUGCUCUCACUGUGACAUUCUUUUUGUUUGAAUUCCUGGCCGCCACUCAGGACAUCGCUGUGGAUGGUUGGGCGUUAACAAUGUUAUCCCGGGAAAACGUGGGUUAUGCUUCUACUUGCAAUUCAGUGGGCCAGACAGCGGGCUACUUUUUGGGCAAUGUUUUGUUUUUGGCCCUUGAAUCUGCGGACUUUUGUAACAAAUAUUUGCGGUUUCAGCCUCAACCCAGGGGAAUCGUUACUCUCUCAGAUUUCCUUUUUUUCUGGGGAACUGUAUUUUUGAUAACAACAACUCUAGUUGCCCUUCUGAAAAAAGAAAACAAAGAAGUAUCAGUAGGAAAAGAAGAAACCCAAGGGAUCACAGAUACUUACAAGUUGCUUUUUGCAAUUAUAAAAAUGCCAGCAGUUCUGACAUUUUGCCUUCUGAUUCUAACUGCAAAGAUUGGUUUUUCAGCAGCAGAUGCAGUAACAGGACUGAAAUUGGUAGAAGAGGGAGUACCCAAAGAACAUUUAGCCUUAUUGGCAGUUCCAAUGGUUCCUUUGCAGAUAAUAUUGCCUCUGAUUAUCAGCAAAUACACUGCAGGUCCCCAGCCACUAAACAUAUUUUACAAAGCCAUGCCCUACAGAUUAUUGCUUGGAUUAGAAUAUGCUCUACUAGUUUGGUGGACUCCCAAAGUAGAACAUCAAGGAGGAUUCCCUAUAUAUUACUAUAUUAUAGUGCUGCUGAGUUAUGCGUUACAUCAGGUUACAUUGUACAGCAUGUAUGUUUCCAUAAUGGCUUUCAAUGCAAAGGUUAGUGAUCCUCUUAUUGGAGGAACAUAUAUGACCCUUUUAAAUACUGUGUCCAAUCUGGGAGGAAACUGGCCUUCUACAGUAGCUCUUUGGCUAGUAGAUCCCCUCACAGUGAAAGAGUGUGUAGGAGCAUCAAACCAGAAUUGUCGAACACCUGAUGCUGUUGAGCUUUGCAAAAAGCUUGGUGGCUCAUGUGUUACGGCGCUGGAUGGUUAUUAUGUAGAAUCCAUCAUUUGUGUUUUUAUUGGAUUUGGUUGGUGGUUCUUUCUUGGUCCAAAAUUGAAAAAAUUACAGGAUGAAGGACCAUCUUCAUGGAAGUGCAAAAGAAGCAACUAAUGCAUUCACUACUGGACAUUCUAGGAAGGUAACUGUAGUUUCAUUUUAAUUCAGACAGUUAUGAUAAUCAGUGCACGGGAGUAUAAAAUAAUAUUUUAAACAAGGAAGUUACUAAUAUAAAAUGCCAAAUGAUUAAAAAAUAGAGACUCUCUGUAUAGUUGAUUAUAUUUUCCUUGCCUUGUCAGUGUAUUUGAAGUUUACUUAAGGUCAGGAAAUUGGUUCUUAAAACAAGUUUUCUGACCUUGUUAUUUGAUUUAUAUCUUUUUAAUUUACUGACCAAAGUAUGUUUUAACCUGCAGUGCAGUAGUCAUGGGCGGUAACCAUGCAGUCAAGUAUUGUUAUCAGUACCUAUCACUGAGCUGUAUUUAAAAUUUUAGUACAAUAUAUUAAGUGGAACAGAGCUUGAUAUUCAGGUGCUAAUUACAACUAGUCUGGCCUUGUUGGCAGUUAAAUCUUAUUUUGAAUUGCAAAUUGGUUAAAUUCUAUGUGGAAUUUGCUGAGAAGAGAAUGCAGACUACUGAAAUGCCAUUUUAGUUGUUAUUUUUCUGACCAUAACCACAUUGUACUAAUGAAUCUGUGUUAAGAAGACUAUUUUAAAUGUAUUUCCUGCUUUUGUAAGCAUUAAAGAUUUUUAAGAAGAUUAUUCAAACUAUUUUUUUAUAAAAUGAAAGCUAUGAUUUUUAGUUUAAUGAUUCCCCUGUCCCCCUUUUUUGGAAGAUAUUCUGAUUCCUUGUUAACUUUUACCCUAAAACUUACAUGUGUUUUUGUCAUAAGUGCUUCAUGGCAUACAGACAGCUCAUGAAGGGAUCUAAUUUAGUGUUGUAUGUAUGUAUGUUCAUGGCAAAGUUUUGAAAAUAAAAAAUGUUUUUCUUCAAGCAGUUUUUUUUAUUACUGAGAGAAAAAAACAGUAAAGCUUUUCGAUUAAAUAAAAUCUAAAUGAUUAAUACCAUAAUUUUAAAGACUAAUGCUUAGAGAGAGAGACAAAGACAUUUUGUGCCUUUGACGAGUUAAAUUAUGUUGUGGAAGAAUGUUUCUUAAUUAAGCACUUUACUAGUGAGAAAAGAUCUCACAGUUACUUUAUAUGAAAUCAGGUACUGUAUUCCCACUUAUUAAAGCACAACGUUCUGUUUGUAAACUGUAAUGUCUGGUAGAGGAUUGAUAUCCCAGGAAAAUUAAACUUUUGAAUACAUUAGCAAUUCCCAACAUAUUAUGUACACCCAGUAAUAAGGUUCUUUGCAUAUUUUGUGUUGUGUAUUACUCUGACUCUUUAGGGAUUAUGUAAGUCAUUCCAAAGUUACAGAAAAAGAAAGAUUAAGUUGAGUCUGACUUAUUUUUAUCCUGUGGGAAAACAUAUACUAAUUUUUGAUUUUGUUAAUUUUAUAACAUAGGUGGAAUUUUAGAGUGGGGUUUUAUAUAAGUAAUGGAGGAUAAAAUGGGUGGGAGAAAAUGGCACUCAGCAUCUGAAGAUAGAGGCAGUUCUCUAGAACUCAUGCAUUGCCAUUGGAAAGCCUGUGUUGGGCAUCGAUGUCAGAUUCUGAAGAAUCACCUGGAAAAUCAUCCUAGAAACAAGGAAGCUACACCAAACCAUAGUCUCCCAUACUUUGUCACAUGGGUUGUCCAUUAUCAUGUAUUAUAAUCAAAAUGUUUACUUGAAUAAAGAAAAAAACCCACUUACUCUCAUAUGUGAAAUGUAUUUUGCUUUUUAAAUUUUGGAUUAAGAAGGUGACAUUGCCAUAAUUACCUUUUGUUUCUUACCCAUUCAUAUUAAAAAUUUACAUAUUUUCAAACAUACUUUGAAGUCAACAAAUCUUUAAUGACUUGAACUAUUAAAAUAUAUUGUAAGCCUUUAACUCUAAGGUAAAAGCCAUUAUUAAUUGCAUUUGCUCUAGAAAUGAACAUUUAUUUUGAAUUAUAGUCCUUUGGUUAUUUGGGUACACGCUUGUAACACAUACCAAAAAUGACUUCUUAAUAGCUAUGUGCAACUAUAUUGCAUACAUUGAUUACUGAUGGCAUCUUACAAAUGAUCUACCUGAAUCUGAGGAUCUGUUCAUGGUAUAUCAGUAGUACUAGAAAAUACUACCUUUUUUGCAUAUGUUUUUCUUUACUGAUAGAUCCUGAUAAACUCUGCCCUCAAGUAUGAACGUUAACUCCUCCAGUUAAUGUAUUAUACAUUUACUAGCUAAUAUUCUUAUAAAUCUUACAAUCUUAUAAAAGAUUAGCUAAGACUAAAACCAAAAAUUCCUUCCUUUGUAAAUAUUUUAAUUUUGCCUGAUCAAUCAUAAAAAAAAUUUGUUCAAUACCUAAAAUAGAUUCCUCUAUUUUUUUUAAUAUUAAACCUUUGAGAUACAAAUCUAUUGUUUGAUUUCAUCUCUUUAUUACAAGGAUUUUUAUCCUAAACAGGUGUCAGUGGGGCCUUGAAACCCCUGAAUUGCUAGCAAAACUGGACAUGUAAUUAUUUGUCUUUCUGGAGAGAGCUCUUGUUAAAAUCGUAAAUGGUCUGUGAUCCAAAAAAGUGUAAAAGCCAUGACCUUAUUGAAUGUGGGCUCUGAAUUGUAAACAUAACUUUGAAAUAAUAAUUGUGAAACUAAUUGUUUAAAGCAUCCUAAAAACAAUGUUAAAAGAAAAAUCUUAUGAUGAAAACUGGAAAAUGUCUGCAUUUGUAGUGGUGAACUUGAACCUUGAACGGAUUAGAGCAGGUAAGACAUUACUGGUAGGGGAGAGUUAUAAGGGUGAGUUCUGUCCCAAAAAAGAAAUAUCUUAGUCAUUUAGUACUUUUUUCCUAUUAAUAAUUUCUAUUUUGUCCUGUUAACAGAAACCCAAAAAAGUAUGUUGUUUUAUAUUAAAUGGUUGAGCUCAUUAUUUAAUAUAACAGAAGACCAGACUUGUUUUUAUAUUUUGGGGAAUCAUCUUUUUUCAUGUGGUUGAAAGAAUGAAUAAAACUGUAUGACACAGACCCUGCUAAAACUAAAGAACCAAUUUGUUGGGGACAUUCCAUGCAUAUUUCCAAAAUGUAUUUUACCUUAGUAUUAGAGAAAGAAAAUAAGUUUUAAGAAAUGAUUCCAUUAUAGCUAGGAUUAAUAUAUUUAAUAGCCAUUUUCAUUACAGGAGGAAAGGUGACAAUAGUGCGUCGUACUACUGAGACUUCUUUUAACCAAUGUCUUUGGUAGGUAGCAAGGCGUAAUUAAUUGAUUUUUCUCUUAGCAGAUUUAAAAUACCUAUUAUAGACCUUAUUUCUUUUUCCACUACAGCUUAAUCUCUGCCUGAUUUGACAGUGCCAAAUUUUUAAUGUAAUCGCUAUUUAAUUUGGGACUGGGAGCCUUUUCAUUUCCUACCUGUCAAAACUGCUAUUAGAAUCUUCGUUUUACUCCUUUAAAUUGUUGGCAAGGUAAAUGGGCACGGAAAACUUAUAUUUUUUCCUGGAAUUCUGUUUUGGUAGAGGAAAGUCCUGAUCAAGAUGGAAUAGUUAAUGUGCAGGGCUCAUGCCCUCUCCUUAAGUGAAUAGAAACAUUUUUUUAUUUAUCAGAUUAUAAAUAUUGCUUUUAAGGAGGGUUUUUUUUUUAUGGAGUGACAGAUAUUUUAUAGGAGGAAAUAGUUUUAUGUAGCAAAUGGAAAAUUUUAUGAUUAAUUAUAAUUUCUCUUUUAAAGAAUUUGUCAGGUAUAUAAUUUAAAAGAUAUUAAAACAGCAAUAUUUGCAUAGUUUAUAUGAAGUCUUGAAGCAUUGAGAAAAGGUUGCUACAUUUUAAUAGUUUUUUAUUGGCAAUAUAUAGAAAUAACUUUUUAUAACAGUUUUGUGUGAAGAGUAACAAAUAGCAUGACUGAAAUGAACAAGGUACUGGUAUAAUUCUUAGGGAAUUAUAAAUCUCUCAGAUCUAGUACUCUAGUCAAUUACAAUUAAUCAGUCACUAUUGUAAAAUAUAAAAAUUAAAGACUAUCCUUACUUUCAUCAAAAUGACCUUAUAUGUUGGAGAAAGUUUACUUUUUAUAGCCUUAUAAUUAAUGAAACUGAAAUUUUUAUCACAUGCAUCUAUAAAAUUAGGAAAAUAUAAAAUCGGGGCAAAAAUCUGAUAUUUUAAAAAGUUAGUUUGGCAUAUUUGGUAAAUUGAUAGAUUACCACUGUCAAGUUAUAUCAGUGAAUCUAGAUCUAUUGUCCUCAGAUACUGCUUUAUGUAAGAAUUAGUGUAAAAUUGAAAAAAUACGCAGUGUUAAAAGUUGUCAUUGUUGGGGUCUUUAUGAAAUCACUGCAUCCAUGUACAGUUUUGAAUUAAAAAUGCACAACACAAAAUAAUUUAUCAUUUUUGAAAGAUCUAACAUUAGCUUUGAUAGUUUAGCAUUAUUUAAGUGUUUUAGUAUAUGUGAAAUGUUUAUUUGGUUAAUUUAUUUUCAAAUGUUAAUAAUAUUAAAUAUUUAUGCAAUGUUUAAAUAUUUGGAGUAUAUUUGAAAUAAAUUCUCCAGAUUUUUGCAUAAAGGAUUAUUUAAGUGCUCAAAAUGAUUGUUUCACAAUUGAUCUCUAAGAAAUAAAAUAUUGACAAAAUA
This is a messenger RNA of Leptonychotes weddellii (Weddell seal), 6764 nucleotides long. It is a transcript of the gene SLC33A1, whose product is annotated as solute carrier family 33 member 1. NCBI's taxonomy places the organism in Eukaryota, Metazoa, Chordata, Mammalia, Carnivora, Phocidae. The record is from RefSeq and is a predicted model, not a curated record. Gene Ontology annotation, molecular function: acetyl-CoA transmembrane transporter activity. Gene Ontology annotation, biological process: acetyl-CoA transmembrane transport. Gene Ontology annotation, cellular component: membrane.